Oncorhynchus mykiss (rainbow trout) is the source of this 4240-nucleotide messenger RNA. RefSeq names its product protein Niban 1. NCBI's taxonomy places the organism in Eukaryota, Metazoa, Chordata, Actinopteri, Salmoniformes, Salmonidae. The record is from RefSeq and is a predicted model, not a curated record.
UCUGUAUAGAUAUAACUAUAUACAGUCAUUGAUAUAUAGCCUAGGCUACAUGAGGAGAGGAAAAACAACAAUGUAAACGUCGCUCUUAAACCGGAAUGCUUCUGAACAGGGUUAGGCUACUUAAGGCGGCGCUGUAGAAUGAGGAAGUUCCUACGGUAUGAUAGUGGUUUCUUCAAGCAUGCUUCUUUCUCCACGUCCGUUCUCUGUCAGAUGCCAGAAUCGACACACUGAAGCGGUCUGUUGACGGGACAAUAAACAGCUUCUUCGCCUGUGGCAUAGCAGUCUAUCGUGGACCGAGAUCAUUUCAUUUCGCUAUGGGGGCAUCUUCUUCCAGUCUGCUGGAUGAGACUAAAUCCAACUACAUCAGAGGUCGUGCGGAGUCCGAGCUGAAGAACUUCAGUCCCCACUACAGGCAGCAGUACUUUGUGGCCUUCUUCUCUCAGCUGCAGGAGGAGGUGGAGCAACACAAAGAGACACACACUCAGCUCCUUAAACAGAGGGAGCCCCUUAGGCCAGAGGAAGUUUUGUAUCAGGACAGUGUUCUGCACUAUGACGACACCGGAAAGUGGAAGGAGAGGUUUGUUGUGAUGAGAGCCAAUCACAGCCUGGAGUGUCAUGACAACCAGGAGAGCUUCAGUAAAGGUGUUCCGGCCAGACAGAGACUCCUGCCAACAGGGGGCGUAGUUCUGACAUCAGAGGAGAAGUACACAGCGCUGGUGGACAAGGCCUUCCCUGACCCUAAAUGUUUGAAGGAGGAGACAUCUCCCCCCAUGGUAGUGGUACCUUCCGGUCAGUUCCCUGUCUACCUCAGACUGCCCUACAGACGUGACGUGUACUUUAGCUUCCCCCAGGAGGACCGACGAGCGACCUUCCUCUCCAUCCUCACGGGCUGCAUCAGGCACCAGAACCACGAUUCUCUGAGGAGGUCUUCCUGUGAGUGUCAGGCGUUCCUCAAGGCCAUACAUUUCUACCGUCAGGAGAAAGGACACUAUGAGUCCUGGGACAUGCUGGUGGGCUGUGAGGAGCAGGUCCUCGCCAAUCUGGUUUUGGAGGAGCUACAACCCUCUCUACAGACAGAACUGCUGGCCAGACUAAAGGGAAAGAAAGCAGGGAGGAAGAGAGUCUGGUUCACCACGUUGGAAGCCGCGUACCACCUGGUCCAGGAUCAGCUGAGGGAGGGUCUGAAGGGACUGAAGGAGGAGUGUAAAGAGACAGCCAGGUCUCAUGAAGCUCUGCUUCGCUCUGAUAUGGACCAGAUAGCCAGUUCUAGAACCUUCCUGCAGGCCAAGCUACAAGCCUCCGUCAGUGAUCCAGCAGCAAAGUUCUGCAGUGAGAACGUGUCUCCGUACCUGGCGUCCAUCUUGGAAGAGCUGAUGUCUCCGGUGACGGGGGGCUUCCAGGGGGUCCGGCUUCUCCUGGAGGGGGAGAUAAACACUCUCUGUCUGGGCUUCCCCGAGGGCGCGGGGCAGGAGGAGUUAAACCAGGCACUGGGUCAGAUGUGUCAGGCAAGUCUGGAAGAGUGUUACCAGAAAGUGGAGGUCCUGACAGAACAGCUUCAGGAACUCAGGCAUCGCUUCAAGUUCUCCAACUCAGUUCGUCUGAUCCACUGCACGCAGAUAGACAUGCAACAGCUGAUAGAGAAUGCCGUGUACACCUUUAAAUUGCUCCUCCAGAGCUCACUGAAAGACAACCCUUCCAAACUCACCUCAGCCAUGGAGAAAGCAAAGCUCAGAGUCCUCAAGCAAUAUGACCAUGACAGUAGCACGGUGAGGAAGAGGAUCUUUCAGGAGGCUCUGGUUGACAUCACGCUUCCUGCUAUCAGGAGGAACCUGGCUCCGGCACACAAACCGGACCUGCAGAAGUUAGACCAGUACAUCUUUGCGGAUUACACCAACUUCAUCAAAGUGGAAAACGUUUAUGAAGAUAUUCUACUGAACAUUCUGACCAUCGAGGUGGACAAAGUGGUGAAAGAAGCUGCCAGUCUGAGGAAGAACAACUUGAUGGUGGACAGUACUGACCUGCAGAGUGCCAGCCAGAGCAGCCUAACAGACAGUCGAACCCCUCCCCUCUCCGCCCCCGCCAGCCCUGCCAAGAUGGCUGUCUCUGGGCUGAGCAGACAGGCCGAGCGGGCAUCUUCUCCCCUGGUGCAGAACUUGUCUUCUAGCGCUGGGAGGCUGGAGGUGGAAGGUGGCCCAGUGGUCCCAGAUAUGGCUGCCCUCACUCCUCCUGUCAUUGUCAUAACUCCACAAAGUGAGGCUCCAGACCCAGACCCAGCCCCACUCUCACUCCCAGCCCCAGCACAUAUACUUACCUAUACUGCUGAUGUCUCUGUAGCAGAGCCUGAUACCCCUUCACCUCUACCUGAUACCCCUUCCCCUCUACCUGAUACCCCUUCACCUCUACCUGAAAUGUCCUCUGCUGAAAGUGAUUACCCUUCUGGUGCUGCCUCAACCAAACCUGAUGCUUCCUUAGUCAAUCAUGACGCCCCUUUGGCCACAAUCACACCUUAUGCCGCCUCCCCCCAGCCUCCUCUUCCUGUGGCUGAACCAGCUCCCCAGACACCGGAAGUUACAGACACAGCCAAAGCAUCCCAACCACCAGGAACUGAAGACAAACCAGACACAGACAAAGCCAGAAACAGCCCAGUGAGUGACAGUGUGUUGGUGUGUGUCGAGGCUCUGUCAGCAGUGAGUAUGAUUCUUCCUGAGGCCACGGUGCUCUCCACUGAUCAGAGACAGAGACAAGCCACAGACAGAGCAGUCUACCUGAAAACUCCUGCAGGGGUGAAGGAGGGGGCAUCUGUACCUCUCACUGUGGACGAGAAGGAAGAGGAGGAAGAACAUCUUUGUAAGGAGGCAGAAGCACAUCACAUUGGUACAGCCCCAUCCAACGCCCAUAUAGAAACUGUAGACAGUGAUUUGGUCCACUCUGACACCCCUCGAGAAAUGAAAGCUAGUGGUACAGUCCAAACUAGCUCAUCUACCCAAGCCAGAGACACUGAACCAGCCUGCCCGACUCAGAAUGACCCUAACUCCACUGAACCAGCCUCCCAGACUCAGAAUGACCCUAACCCCACUAAACCAGCCUCCCAGACUCAGAUUGACCUUAACCCCACAGGAUCAGAGAUGCAGCCUGGAGGCAGUGAGGACAGAGCUGCAGUUACCUCCGUCACUAGAGUUACUGUCACUGAGAGCGAGGGUGCCCUGCUUGCAUGCAAUACCCUGGUCACAUCACGAGGGGGUGCUACUACUACACUCACUGGGCCUGGGGAGGGUGUAGUGGAGGCAGGGGAUAGAGGAGAGGCUCUGGGGGGUGUAGUGGAGGCAGGGGACAGAGGAGAGGCUCUGGGGGGUGUAGCGGAGGCAGGGGACAGAGGAGAGGCUCUGGGGGGUGUAGUGGAGGCAGGAGACAGAGGAGAGGCUCUGGGGGGUGUAGAGGAGGCAGAGGACAGAGGAGAGGCUCUGGGGGGUGUAGUGGAGGCUCUGGGGCUACAGUCUAACACAGUGGGGAUGGAGGGAGAGGAGGAAGCGGUUCCAUUGGGUAGUGUGCAGUCCAUCCGUGACUUGGUGAUGGAGGUAGUGGAGGUGGAAGAGCUGAUACAGAGGUGUCCCCCAGAAAACAGCACUCCCUAGCUGGGGAAAGAACGACUAGGGGGGGGGGGUGUACCAACAGCAGAGCAAUUAACGGUGUUCAUUUUGAACCCAAUUCAAAAUCUAUUAACUAUUUCUAUGUCAAAUAAAUGACUGAAAAUGUUUACUCUACAGACUGAUAGAAAUUGAGGAGGUAAUCAUCUCUCUCCUCCCUCCUCAGAGGAGCAACCACAGACUGGAGAAGAAAGAAACUGACCAAAUAACAUAAACGUUAACAUCUGAUAGCUAUACUAACAAGGACUGCUAUUGGUGCAGCAGACGAUAAUACAACUUUCACUUACAUACUCAAUUUUAUAUUGAACAACUUUGCUUUAUUUGUUGUUGAAAUAAUUGUCAUCUUUUUCAUAUUUUGGGGGGGGUUGAAAUGAGCACCUUACAUUUUGAUCUGUUGUGCAGUUGGUUUUACCGUGACAACAGAAGUAAUGCAUUUCUAAGCCAUUUGGCUUUGUUCUGUAGGACCUUUUGGGACAAAGCUAUUUAGAUCUGAAUAUAUUUAACAGUUAUAAGAAUCAAAUCACAUUUUAUUUGUCACAUACACAUUAAAAUAAUGAUAAGGGAGGUGCUUAAAUUAAUAAAAACAUAACACUUAA